Molecule: messenger RNA, 1422 nt
Organism: Volvox carteri f. nagariensis
Lineage: Eukaryota; Viridiplantae; Chlorophyta; Chlorophyceae; Chlamydomonadales; Volvocaceae
Exons: 7
Coding region: 1-1422 (473 amino acids)
Source: RefSeq, a predicted model, not a curated record
AUGGGCUGGCUCAUAAAGCUUUGCUCGAUCCUGCUUCUCGGCGCAGCAAGCUUAUCUGACGCUUUAUGGCAGCCCAGUCACGCUACGCGCAACAUCACCGUAGACGAGCUGCUCGUGUACGGUGUUGUCCCUGAUCCCGGGCCCAUACCCGCUGUAGACUGCGGCACGGACUGUGGCCCUUCUCCCCCCAUUUCUCUGCCACCUCCACCUCCACCUCCAUCCAUAGAUACCCACGGAUCGCCCAGGCAUGGCUUUAUCCAUGUCAACGGCCUCAAUGGCACCCCCAACGCUAGUAUUGGCGCCCAAAUUCCCGACGAGGAUUUCAUCUUCGCCGCGGGUACCUGCAUGAAGCGCAUCAGGCUGGCGUUUGCCAGUCGCGCUUGGCGCGGUCCAGCCGUGCGCGCGUUCUUCCUCACAGACGCGGAGACCCCACUCCAGGAUCUGAACGCACGCGGCGCAGCCGCUGCCGAGGUGCACUUCGGCGACACCUACAAAUGGCUGCUGUACGGCGAUGAUGACACGGUGUUUUUCCUGGACGCGGUCAAAGAGAUGCUGUCCCAGCUCGAUCUGGACCCCGAGCAGCCCAUCGCGCUGUCCGACAACCUAUGGUCCUUUGAACGCCACCCCAAUGCCAACGCGCCGCGCUGCCUGCCCUGCCGUACGGCCAACCAGAGCCUGCCCUCCAUGGAGAAGAUCUUUCUAUCGGCUCCCGGCCGGGCGGAUAUACGAGCUACCUACCACCACCAAAUGUGGUUACAGCAGCUGCGGGUAAAACAGCAGCUGCAGCAGCAAGGACAGGGGCAAGACGAGAAGGAGUCCGCCGCCGCCGCGGACCCCGUUCCCCGCAUUAGCAAGGAGGAGUAUCUGGCCUUUGCACGAAACACCACACAAUUCGCCACUGCACACGGCGGCGCUGGGAUGAUCUUCUCCGUGGGCCUUAUGCGCUCCAUCGCAUACCGUGACGCACUGGCGUGCUUUCUUACCUUCACACACGCGCCCGGCGGGGACCAGAUGGUUUCGGAGUGCCUCUGGCGCCACGGCUUCGCCUUCACCGAGCCGGGUCACGUUGUACGGCGCAAGUACGACUACCAGUAUGUCGUAUUCGGUGGCGCGCCACGGCUGCCGAUGUUGCUGGGUCUGCCGCCCCACGGUAGCGUCAUUGACUUGGACCGCAUUGGCCGGGGGCCGUUGUCGGUUGCGGAUGGGGCGUACUGCAAUUCGCUGUGUCGGUGGAUGCUGCGGCAUGCCGUGUCCUUGCACUUGAGCGCCCGGCUUAGCAAGGACGUUAAGGCUUUUAGGAAGGCCCCCGCCAUUGAGCAGGACUUGUAUUUGACAAGGCACCGGCGUCAUGUUUCACGCACAGCGUACACCGCCACACCCAGCUGUGCCCGUGCAGCAGGCCUCAGCCCUGCUCGCUCCUAA